Messenger RNA from Nestor notabilis (Kea), 213 nucleotides. Its product is annotated as claudin-4-like. The annotation marks the transcript as partial. The transcript has a single exon. Gene Ontology annotation, cellular component: plasma membrane; bicellular tight junction. Gene Ontology annotation, biological process: cell adhesion; bicellular tight junction assembly. NCBI's taxonomy places the organism in Eukaryota, Metazoa, Chordata, Aves, Psittaciformes, Psittacidae. Gene Ontology annotation, molecular function: structural molecule activity. The record is from RefSeq and is a predicted model, not a curated record.
AUGGCCUCCAUGGGGCUGCAGGUGUUGGGCAUUGCCCUCUCUGUCAUCGGCUGGUUGGCCUCCAUCCUCUGCUGCGCGCUGCCCAUGUGGCGGGAGACGGCCUUCAUCGGCAACAACAUUGUGGUAGCCCAGAUCAUCUGGGAAGGGCUGUGGAUGAACUGCGUGGUGCAGAGCACGGGGCAGAUGCAGUGCAAGGUCUAUGACUCCAUGCUG